AUGAUUUCUCUUUCCUUUUUCUCGCAUUAUUUUCUUCUUAUUUUUCUCCUUCAUUUAUUCUUUAUCCCCUUUCCUUCUAUCUUUAUUGCUCUUUCUUCUUCCCUAUUUUUCUUUCUGCAUUCCCCACUCUCUCUAUCUCUCUCUCUCUCUUUCUCUCACUUUCUCGCGCUCUCUUGGCGCAAGAGGUUUGAAGAGAGGCGCAAGGCGGUGGAAGAUGACUCCAGGAGCGGCAGGAUUUCAACAAGCAGGAAUGAGCUCGAACGGGUAAGGCAGGUGGUGCGUGACGAUUGUCGGUUGACCGUUCGAAUGAUAUCAAAUUUCCUUUUCUUUCUUUCGUUUCUUCCUUCCUUUUGUCUUUUCCUCCACCUCCUGUCCCUCUCAAUUCCCUCUUGCCUUUUGUAUCGAUUCAUCGUCUGCUUGUUGCUUCCAUUCAUUCCUUCACUUGUAUUUACCCAUUUCGCCAUUUUCUAUACUUCUUCCUCUCUCGUUCACGUCUUUUCUUUUUCUUUACAACUUUCCUUCUUCUAUUUUCUUUUUUCUUCUUUUUUUAUUUUCUUUCUCUACAUUCUCUUCCUCGUUAUUUAUCGUUCUUUUCAUUCUUCUUUAACCCUUCUUUCUUUCCUCAAUUAUUAUUGCUUUGUCCUUUUUCUUUAUUUUUCAUUUAUAUUUCUAUUUCGUUCUUUAUUCUCUGCUUUCAUUUUUUUCUUAAAUCAUUUCUUCAUUCUUUUAUUCAUUUUCUUUUUCUUUCGCCAUUUAUUCGUUCUUUUAUUCAUUUUUCAUAAUUUCUUCAUUCUUUUCUUCAUUUCCUUUCUCCGUCAUUUAUUCGUUCUUCAUAAUUUCUUCAUUCUUUUAUUCAUUUUCUUUCUCUUUCGCCAUUUAUUCGUUCUUUAUUUGUUAUUUAUAAUUCCUUCAUUUUUUAUUUAUUUUCUUUAUCCGUCAUUUAUUCGUUCUUCAUAA
Acanthosepion pharaonis is the source of this 957-nucleotide messenger RNA. The record is from the annotation of a GenBank genome assembly. NCBI's taxonomy places the organism in Eukaryota, Metazoa, Mollusca, Cephalopoda, Sepiida, Sepiidae.